AGUCUACCACCAUUCCCGUUCCUCCCCACCGAUACACUAGUGAAUGAACCAGCAAGCAUAUCUACCUUGUUUCUGAUCUUAUCCGAAUGCAAGCAAAUUGAGCCUAAAUUAGGUUUUAUGAAUAACAAUCCGAUUCUCAUUUGGCAAUCAUCAUAGCCUUGAUUGGGCCCUUAUCAUAUCUGAAAAGGGAGUGGGAUCGACCUCGGAUGUCGCGCACUCGGAAAUUUCACGGGCCCCUUCGGACCGGUCACAAGCAAGGUGUUUGAGAGAUUAGUCUGAUAGGCACCUAGUUGACUGUUAUGACUGUUGUGGGGAAGAUCUUGGAGUGCCACGGUGUUUGAGGAUCCCAAACUACUGCCCCGCGUGCCAGCAUGUCUAGACCAAACGCCUCUACUCAGAAGUCAUUAAUUACCCAGGCACUGAAAGCCGAGCGGGAUGUAUCAUCCGCUACUUCUCAAAGGCAAGCCUUGGAAGCGGCUAUUGAUGCCGCCGAGCACUACAUGAAAGCACUGAGACUGGCAACCGUCCAAAAAGACAAGCAUGCAUUGGAUGCAAAGUGUAAAGAGUGGCUCACCACAGCAGAAAGUAUCAAAGAGUCAAAGAAUUGGCAAGCUGCGGCCCACCGCCAUGACAAAGUCGUCCCAGAGCCACAGUUGCCUGUAUCUACUCGCAAGCUUACCACCCGGGAGGAAAUAAUUCUCCUAGAAGGAGCCAAGUUGAAUGGCUUCAUCUUCCCCCCAUGGUCUAACCCUCCAAGCCCUGCUGAGUUCAAGCAACUAGUUGAAGAACCUCUGUUUACGGACAAACCCGAUCUUCAUCUUUCUCAUCUUCAAAGAAGAGUUUUUGAUGGUUGGAAACGGCCGGCUGAGCUCCUCUUAAAAGAUGCAGAAGACGUGAACUUGGUCCCUGUGAUGUCUGUUUCCGGGAAGUCAGACCUGGUCCAGGAUAUGUUGACGGAUUGUUCGGUUGUUGCUAGCCUUUGUGCUACUACGUCAAUGUUAGAACGCGGCCAAUGUCUUCACCUUCUUCCAAUGAUAUAUCCUAGCCGGGAGAGCUCUCAGCCUUCGCCGUCUGGCAAGUAUAUAUUUCGUUUCUACUUCAAUGGAUGCUUCCGGAAAGUAAUCAUUGACGACCGUUUGCCAUCGUCGCAAACGUCAAGGUCACUACAUGUGAUCGACCGAAACAAUCCUAACUUCUUAUGGCCCGCUCUAGUAGAAAAGGCUUACCUUAAACUGCGAGGAGGUUAUGACUUUCCCGGAAGCAAUUCUGGGACAGAUUUGUGGGUGCUGACGGGUUGGAUCCCUGAGCAAGUCUUUCUGCACAAUGAUGAUGUGACUGGCGAUCAACUCUGGAGGCGAUUCUACAAAUCCUUCAACAACGGGGACGUUUUGUUAACUAUAGGCACUGGCGAACUCACCGAGAGGGAGCAGAUAGAGCUCGGACUCGUGAGUGAGCACGAUUAUGCCAUACUUGAUAUGAAGGAAUCUAAAGGACGCCGCCAAUUGCUUGUUAAAAACCCGUGGGCUGGAGAAGAUACUGCUCCUGGUUACAACGGCAACGGAAGUAUCACCGAGUCUGGAAUUUUACCUCAUAACCCGCCCUCAUUUGCACCGGGCACCUUCUGGAUGGAUUGCGAAAAGCUGCUCCAACACUUUGAACACCUCUACCUGAAUUGGAACCCCGAGAUAUUCAAAUACCGCGAAGAUGUCCAUUUCACAUGGGAGCUAAGCAGCCGGAGAGGAGUGGCUGGCUGCUUUGUGAAUAAUCCCCAGUUUGCAGUGUCGACCGAGCAUGGUGGAAUCGUCUGGUUACUGCUUGGCAAGCAUUUCAGAACGACUCGGCACCCAGAGCGACCCCUUGACGAAUAUCAAGGCAACGAUGAGUCGGGUUUCAUAAGCAUCUAUGUCUUUAACGCAGAUGGGAAACGGGUCUCUCUAAGUGAUGGAGCUCUCCACCGUGGUCCCUAUGUUGAUUCUCCCAAUACGCUUAUGAGGUUAGAGAUGCCCCCAAGAACAACUUAUACCGUCGUUGUCUCCGAGCAAUCAUUGCCUUCCUUGAAUCAAAAUUUUACUUUGUCCGCCUUCUCUACCAACCCAGUACGUAUGGCGAAAGCUCAAGACAAAUACAUGUGUGUGAGCAAGGUUCAAGGAUCUUGGUCGCCCUCGACAGCAGGUGGAAAUGCAGAGUCUUCCCGUUAUCCACUCAACCCUCAAUUCAGGCUGGAGAUAGCGGACGACACAGAUGUUUCACUCCUCCUGGAAUGCUCAGACAUGGAACUCGCUACUCAUAUUAAACUGUUCUGGUCCAAUGGAAAUCGGGUAUCGCGUGUUCGCAGCCGCGAUAUUAUUGCCGAUAGUGGCGACUAUCGUCGCGGUGGCUCUCUCGUGGAAAAGAAGGCUCUGGAACCGGGUUCAUACACUAUCAUCUGUUCCACGUUCGCGCCAGAUCAACUUGGCCGGUUUACACUAUGGGUAUCCUCUCUAAUCCCUUGUAAGGUGAACCUGCUUCCACCAGAGGCCGCAGGACGACGAACGGUUAUUUCAGAUAUUGGCAUACUGCCGCCAGGGAGAGACCGGAUGCUGGCUUCUCUACGAGUGCCGCGGCUUACGAGGAUCAAGCUCAUCAGCCGAAGUAGGAAAUCCGUUAUCGGGAGCCAUCCCGUUGGGGCUUCACCAGUGUUGAUGACAGUGGAACUUGGACAAGGGCCGUACAAAGAAAUCCUGGCGACUUCCGAAGAUGGGACUCACAGUGAUGCUAUAUCGGGAGUACGUAUUGAAGACUUUGACUUGCAGCCAGAGCUCGAGGAGAGGGGUGGUAUCUGGAUUGUUAUUGAGAGGAUCGGUGGUCCUGGAGGGCAGGUGGAGGACCACUUUGAGGUAGAAGCUUUGGCUGAAGAGAGGGUUGAAAUUGGAGAGUGGAUACCUCAAGACGCCUGAAGUUUCCCCAUGGAACAGCUCUAAACGCUUUGAAGAUGCGUUUUUCCAAUCGUCACAGUAGAUAGUAAUUUAGAGUAGAA
Molecule: messenger RNA, 3016 nt
Organism: Aspergillus alliaceus
Lineage: Eukaryota; Fungi; Ascomycota; Eurotiomycetes; Eurotiales; Aspergillaceae
Product: calpain-like protease PalBory
Exons: 4
Coding region: 372-2936 (854 amino acids)
Biological process (GO): proteolysis
Molecular function (GO): calcium-dependent cysteine-type endopeptidase activity
Source: RefSeq, a predicted model, not a curated record